CAGCAUUUCUCAACUAAAAAAUUGACGGCGGAAUUUGGUAAAUUUCAAAAGCGGAGGGGCAGAAAUGAAAAAGGCCAAAACUGUGGUAAAGAGAUGAGAAUGAGAACUGGGAGUGCCUAAACCCCGACCGACUCCGGCGGAGAAGACGGCGACAACGACACCGUGAACUUUUACCUAACGCUGUAAGAAUGGUUUCCGCGGCCACCUUGUUCCGGUACACGCUCAACAAAGGCGAGUAUGCGUUUUCUCUCUGCAAAAAGAACUACUUAGCAGGACAUAUCAACGAAAAAGAAGCAGGUGAUGCCAUGGUUAAGAAUUUCUUUCUAGGAAGGUUAACAUUCUUGCAGCAUUUCAAUAAAGGGGAGGAAAUGUCACCAACGAUAGGACCUCAGGGUGGAACUCUUCUUGUUCGGAAGAUAGCUAUACCAAAUCCCAUGCAUGUUUUUGUAGGAGAUGUUGUAGUCCUUAAGGACCCUGUCAAGUCAGAUGAUUUUCUGGUUCGAAGAUUGACUGCAAUUCAAGGAUAUGAGAUGGUGUCAAACAAUGAAAAAGAUGAACCUUUUGUUCUUGAAGAAGAUCAGUGCUGGGUAGAAGCUGACAAUGGAAACAUAAAGCCCAAGGAUGCAUAUGACAGCCGUACUUUUGGGCCGGUAUCCAUGGCAAACAUUGUUGGUAGAGUUAUUUACUGUCUAAGAUCAGCCGUCGACCAUGGCCCCAUCAAUAACAGUAAAUUUGGCGCAACGAAGGAUUAUCCCGUGCUUGAAGUUGAGUUGGAUGUGGAGGAGAUGAUCAAGAAUCACAAAGAAUAGUAUUCAUAAAUCCUGUUUGGCUUUCUGCAAUAUAAUGGCUUUCAGUUUGGGAUAAGCUUGCUUUCAGAGGGCUGGCAUUGGAACUAACACUUUGAGAAACUAUCUCUAUGGUAUGUUUGGGUUGGGUCUUGGAAAUUUCUUGGGUAGGAAAAUGUUAAAAGGAGAGUUAUUUAUUCAAUGUUUGGUUUCAUGUCUGGAAAAUGCCAAGGAAUCAAAAUAAAAACCGGUUACUUCUAAUUGUUA
Molecule: messenger RNA, 1052 nt
Organism: Cuscuta campestris
Lineage: Eukaryota; Viridiplantae; Streptophyta; Magnoliopsida; Solanales; Convolvulaceae
Source: the annotation of a GenBank genome assembly